Molecule: messenger RNA, 1811 nt
Organism: Halichondria panicea
Lineage: Eukaryota; Metazoa; Porifera; Demospongiae; Suberitida; Halichondriidae
Product: E3 ubiquitin-protein ligase arih1l-like
Exons: 10
Coding region: 162-1706 (514 amino acids)
Biological process (GO): positive regulation of proteasomal ubiquitin-dependent protein catabolic process; protein polyubiquitination; ubiquitin-dependent protein catabolic process
Cellular component (GO): ubiquitin ligase complex; cytoplasm
Molecular function (GO): ubiquitin conjugating enzyme binding; ubiquitin protein ligase activity; zinc ion binding
Source: RefSeq, a predicted model, not a curated record
ACUAAUUAUAGUAACAAAACAAAUGAGUCAGCACUUUUGUGUCAUCAAUUCAAGACAGAAGACUCUAUUCUUGUACUAUUUUAAGCCUAUCUAUUUAGCUACGCACAAAGUUAAACUCACCAGUCGACUCUACAUAAGCAGCUCUCUCUCUAGACUAAAAAAUGGCAGAAUAUUAUUCGGAGGAAAGUGUUCCCUAUGAUGAUGACAAAUCAACUUUGGGCUCAGAAGAUGAUGAGGAUUUGAAUUUCUCUGGAGGGGACUCAGAAGAUGGCGCCGGGAUUAAGAGAGGCGCUGGUACUAGCUGUCAAGUUCUCACUCCAGAUAUGAUCUCUAAGAAGAUGUUUGAUAUCAUUCAUGACGUCAACGCUGUGUUUGAGAUGCCCACCCCUCAUGUGCGUAUCUUGUUGACAGCUUGUAAGUGGGACAAAGAGAAACUCAUGGACAGGUACUACGCUGGGGACCAACAGUCUUUGUUCAAAGAAGCCCAUCUCGUGUAUCCUCCUAACAGAUCCAAGCAACCCAAGCCUGUCAACCCUAAGUCCACUGCAGCGUGUGGUGCGGCCGCUACACCAGGUCAAGAGUACAUCUGUGACAUCUGUUUUUACCAGUAUGCCCUGGUAGACAUGCCUGGACUAGAGUGUGGCCACUCAUUCUGUAGAGCAUGUUGGAACUCGUAUCUGGAGGUCAUGAUAAUGUGCCUGGGGCAGGGACAGACCAUCGAGUGCCCUGCUUCUGACUGCAAGAUUGUGGUGGAUGAGGAGACAGUCCUCACCCUGCUACGAGAGAAGACAGUGAAGGCCAAGUACCAGCACUUGAUCACUAACAGCUUUGUGCAAGACCACCCUCACCUCAAGUGGUGUCCUGCCCCCGGCUGUCCUAAUGCACUACAUGUAACCUCAGCUGACUAUGUGCCAGUCACCUGCGCCUGUGGACACCGCUUCUGUUUCAUCUGCCUGCGAGACUCUCACGAGCCAAUACUGUGUGCUCAUCUCAAACUGUGGCUCAAGAAGUGUGACGAUGACUCUGAGACGUCUAACUGGAUACAUGUCAACACUAAGGAGUGUCCGAAGUGUCGCUCAACAAUUGAGAAGAGUGGUGGAUGUAAUCACAUGAUCUGCUCCUCCUGUAAAAUGGAAUUUUGUUGGACUUGUCUUGGACCCUGGGAGCCACACGGGUCGUCAUGGUACCACUGCAAUAGGUUCAAUGAGGUCGACUCUCAAGAUGCACGAGACAAGCAAGCUUGUUCUCGUGCUGCACUCGAGAGGUAUCUGUUCUACUGCAAUCGCUACAUGAACCAUCUCAAGAGCUCCAAAAUGGAAUACAAGUUGUACGAAAUGGCCACUCGGAAAAUGCUUGAAAUGCAGUCCCUCAACAUGUCAUGGAUUGAGGCUCAGUUUGUGAAGAGAGCUGUGGACAUUCUCUGUCUUUGUCGACAGACUCUCAUGUUUACCUACGCAUUUGCUUUCUUCCUACGUAAAAACAAUCACACUUUAAUCUUUGAGGACAACCAGAGAGAUAUGGAAAUGGCCACGGAGACACUGUCCGGGUACCUGGAGAGGGACAUCACUGGAGAUUCCAUCUCCAACGUCAAAAUAUUCGUACAGGACAAAACAAAAUAUUGUGAGGCUCGUAGACAGGUUCUGUUAGACCAUGUGUAUGAAGGCUAUGAGCAGGAGAUAUGGGAGUUCUCUGAGUUUCAACCCUAACAAGAGAACUUGUUCUUAUUAUUGAAUAGUUGUGUAUGAUUGUUGUGUUGUAAAUUCAUUGUGUUUUGUGUGUAUUCCAUUACAAGCCGCCCUUUCGGUAGAUUA